UGAGGGUCUUUACGGAUGGGUGCUAAUGAAUCAAGAAGAGAAAACACUAAACCCCAACUGUCUAAUUUGGACACGGAACUAAAUGUUUACUUCAAAUGUCAACUCGACCGGAGGUAUAAUACAGGUUUAACAUACUAUCCUCGGUGCAUCGGACAAUCCCCACAGCUGUGGCCGUAAGGCGGGUUUGUUCCACUUCACCUCGGAGGCCCCGCGUCCACAACUGAUACAAUCGACCGACACCGCUAGUAAAGUUUGGAUAUUUGAAGCAGUGUGUCACUCAAAAAAAUGUUCAUCAAUAUUCAAUCUAAAUGACGCCAGUUUCCUUAUGAUGGACCUCAUCGUACCAGAAAUAGUGAAAAUGUGUCUGUGUCUCAGGAACUGCAAGGUAAAAAGACGGAAACUGAAGAUAAUGGCGGUGAUGGUCAUUUUCAGUGUCGUCUGCUUGUGUUACGACCGACUAAGGCGAGGAUGGAGUUACACAAUAUACAGACAUUCCAGUUACCAUGACGUGACCCAACCGAGCACGCAAUCGGAUACGACAGAUCUUAACUUAGGACUUGAUUUGACUGACGAUAAACUGAAGGAGUAUGUUACUUCUGGUGUCGUCAUGAACGACUUCAAAUUCCUUGUCAAUUCUGAUGUGUGUAAAUCAGCUCAGUCUGUCUACGUGCUUGUCAUUGUUCCGUCUAAACCGACUAAUUUGGAUGAACGAACAGCAAUACGGCAGACGUGGGGUUCACGGUUCAAAAUGGAGGUAAAUUUGAAGCUGGUAUUUCUCUUAGGAUUGGAAGCAUCUCAUGUAGACAACCAGCUUGCCGAGGAACAAAAAACACACGCGGAUAUUGUUCAAGGAAAUUUUAUCGACUCUUACAAAAAUCUAACGCUUAAGACUGUGGCAAUGUUACAAUGGUCCAGGCAGUUCUGUCCGCUGGCUCGGUAUGUGAUGAAAGUAGAUGACGAUGUGUUUCUUGAAACAGACAACCUGCUUUCAAAGCUGAAUCUUCUGGAUACAGAGUCCCGAUUCAUAUUAGGAUACACAGACAUUGCAGAUACGCCUAUCAGGAAUUCAACGAACAAGUGGUAUGUCUCCUUUGAACAAUAUCCGUUUACGCAGUUUCCGCGUUUUGUACACGGACCAGCCUACGUGAUCUCGGGAGAUUUGGUUGCGGAUCUGUUCAAGAUAGCCCGUCAUGCACCACCGAUACACCUCGAGGACGUAUAUGUUACAGGGCUGUGUGCACAUAUUGCACGAGCUUCGCACGUGAGCACGAGCGGAGUUGGCCUUGAACCGAAACAAUGGCACGAUUGGAUUCACAGCAAGUCUGUUAUAGCUGCUCAUGGGUAUACGCCUAGCGCGAUGCGAUAUUUAUGGUUAGAAUUGGUAAAAUGGCGUCAUUUGAUACCUCUUUUGAGAUUCAUGGGGACUGUUUAUGGUUAUUAAAUUGUUUGACAAAC
Messenger RNA from Haliotis rubra (blacklip abalone), 1455 nucleotides. RefSeq names its product beta-1,3-galactosyltransferase 5-like. The record is from RefSeq and is a predicted model, not a curated record. Gene Ontology annotation, cellular component: membrane. NCBI's taxonomy places the organism in Eukaryota, Metazoa, Mollusca, Gastropoda, Lepetellida, Haliotidae. The coding region runs from base 326 to 1441 and encodes 371 amino acids. Gene Ontology annotation, molecular function: hexosyltransferase activity. The transcript has 3 exons.